CUAUUUACUUACAAGAUAAGUUAUUUUCUGAAAGAGUUGCUUUGAGCAUUUCUCUCUCAAAAAGGGACUCAAAUUUAGUUUGUGAAGAAGUAAGCAGCUCUAUUUCCGAUGAUUCCAAACAUGACUAUGAACUUGAAUGGAUGAAAGGAAAAAUUAAAAUCAUAAAAUUUUCACUGAAAUAUGAAUGAAACAAAUAAAGUUUGCCGAAAUUUCAACUCAUUUGGGGUAAGAGCAUGUAGGUAGGGCGAGAUAUAAUACUACACUGAGAGUAUCUCCAGUAAACGCCUAGAAAAUGAAAGCAAUGGUAUAAAACCUCCAUCCCUUACAUUAUGAUGUUGGUGAAGCUCUUCAUUUUGUAUAUUGGUUUAGUGACAUGUUACGAUGAUUUCCGUUGGAAUUUGAGCAUUUUAAAUACGCCAAGCUUCAAAACUGACAAUUGCCAUUAUAGAAGUGAAGUUUGCAAGAAGGAAGAAGACGAUUAUUGUGAAGUUGAUUUGUGUAAAGACGAGAAUAAUUGCACUAUCAAAGUUGCUAUAAUCUUACCGAAAUCUUCGAAUUACAUUGUGAAUUUGAACGAGGCUGUCAGUGUACUAAAGUCUGCUGUUCAAGAUGCUAGAGAUCAGAACAUUCUGAACGAUGGAGUUGAUAUUAUAUACAAAACUUUCGACGACAACUGUACUCAAGAAUUUGCUACCAUAAAAGUGUUUGAAGCAGCUUCAGUUUUUUGUGCGAAUGUUAUUUUUGGACCAAUAUGUGAUUAUUGUCUAGCCAGUGUCGGUAGAGUAGCAAAAUAUAUUGGUAAUUAUGGAACACCAGUUAUUACACCUGGUGGAUUUAGUUUCGACUUCACAAAGAAAAAGACUACUUGCAAAGAUGAGUUCUACAUGCUGGUGAAUUCAGGUCCAGCAGAUUUCGCAUCGUUCGCAGAAUUCUUUCAUCUUAUACUCGAUAGAUACAAAUGGGGUAAAAUAGCACUGAUGUAUGAGAAAACUGAGCAGAAUGAAUUGUCAGGCGAUGAUGGUUGUCAAUUGUUGAUGAAGUCCAUCAUAAUCGAACUGAGGGAAACACCACAACUAGACUUCUACGAUGGGGAUCUUGAUUUGCUUCAGAUGAACUACACCGAAUUUUUCCAGAAUAUCGUUGGAGUCAAAUAUGGAAUCAUUCUUAUAUGCACCAAUCAGCAGAAAGCUAGGAAGAUUAUAAUGGAGGCAUAUAAACUCAAGAUGAUGGAAUUGGGAGAAUAUAUUUUCUUUAAUUUCGAGAUGUACAACGACGCAGAGUAUCCAAUGGAGCCAUGGUUUGAAGCAAACGACACAGCUGAAAGCAACGAAAUUGCCAAAUCUGCUUACAGGUCAAUGUUCACAUUCAAUCCCCUACUACAUACAGAUUUCGAUUUGGUCAAAAACCAAUCGAACAGAGGAUCAAUUUAUAUUGAUGGUCUAUACGAUGGAAUGAUGCUGUAUGUGCAAGCCUUAAACAGAUCUCUCUUUGAUAAAUUUCGCCACGGAUACAUCGGGGAUGGAAUAAAAGGAUAUGAAAUUUUCGAAAAUAUGAUUGGGGUAUCAUAUUUAGGAAGGCAUGGCAUGGAAAGAACGAACUGUAAUGGACAGAGGAUCAAUCAUUUCGCCCUGUUGAAUGUUAAUGACACUGGUCAGUAUGAAACUGUUGCUAUGUACGAUGCGUCCUCGAAAACAAUAUCGAAUUGGAAUGUGAAAUGGCCCUCAGGUGAUGAUAUACCAUCCGAUACACCAAAAUGUGGCUAUGACCUGUCUCUCUGCCCCAAGGUAGAUCCGGUUAGCGUUUUGGCGCUGAGCUUGGUAUCAGUUUUAUGCAUUGGUAUUUUACUCAUAGGUGGCCUAGCUUACAGACAUUUCAAAUUUAAGAGAGAAAUACAUUCCCUGGCAUGGAAAAUAAACUAUGACGAUAUUGUUAUACCAGAAAUGCCAAGAUAUAGUUUUCAAUCAGCUUUCUCAAUGAGGAAAGCUAGUUUACUGGCCCUCGAAGGAAUAAGCAUAGCCGGCGAGUUAUACGGAAAAAAGGGUUUCGUAAUUUACAAAUCGCAGAAGGCCUACAUGAAACGUUACAAGAACAUCAAGAUCGAGUUGAAUAAAUAUCAUCUGAAGGAGCUGAAAGCCAUGCACGAUUUAUCGAACGAAAAUGUAGUAAAAUUUUAUGGUGGCUGCUUCGAGGAUCCCAGAUAUAAUUGCGUCCUCUAUGAAUACUGUUCGAAGGGAACACUAUACGAUGUCAUCCAUGAUGAGAAUAUUGAGCUGAAUGACCUAUCGUUCCGCAUAUCUCUUCUCAUGGAUAUUGUCAGAGGGAUGCUGUACCUACAUUCUUGCUCGCUAAAGUCACAUGGGACAUUGAGCUCGACCCAUUGUCUUGUCGACAAUAGAUUCAGCGUUAAAAUAUCUGAUUACGGCCUUAGAAGUCUGGAAAGCUAUGCCGAUGACAACAGUUCGCAAGAUGAUACCCACCACUCAUACUGGAAAAGUUUACUUUGGACUGCUCCUGAACUGCUUAGGGCUCCAAAAGAAAGAGGUACCCAACAAGGAGAUAUCUACUCCUUUGCUAUUAUAAUGCACGAAAUUGUAACGGGAAAGGAAACUUUUUAUCUAGAGGAAGAGAACAAUAUGUCAGUUAGAGAGGUCGUCGAGAAUGUACGUAACGGUUCAAGCAGCAACAAUAACGGCGAACAGUUAAGACCUUCUCUAGAGGGCGCCACGUGUGAUGAUGAAGUUGCCCAGCUAAUGAGAAAAUGCUGGAAUGAAGACCCCGGAGACAGACCAAACUUCACUAAUAUCAAGAAUAGACUGAAAACGAUGAACAAGGAUUGCGAUGGCAAUUUUGUGAACAAUCUGCUUCAGCGUAUGGAACAAUACGCCAACAACUUGGAGGUGCUCGUUGAAGAGCGCACCGUGGACUACAUGGAAGAGAAACGCAGAUGCGAGGAAGUUCUCUAUCAGCUGUUGCCGAAGAGUGUCGCCCAACAGCUAAUAAGUGGCCACGAGGUGCAGGCUGAGAAUUUCGACAGUGUCACCAUCUACUUCAGUGAUAUUGUCGGAUUUACCAUGCUUGCUGCACAAAGCACUCCUUUUGAGCUUGUCGAGUUUCUAAACGAGUUGUAUACUUGUUUUGACUCGAUUAUCGGGAAUUUCGACGUAUACAAGGUUGAGACAAUAGGGGAUGCUUACAUGGUCGUUUCCGGUUUACCGGAGAGAAAUGGCAAUAAUCACGCGCGCGAAAUCGCAAGAAUGUCGCUGGCAAUGCUGGAACAGGUCCGUAAGUUCAAGAUAAAGCAUCGUCCCAGCGACGAACUGAGACUUAGGAUCGGUUUGCAUUCCGGCCCUUGUGCUGCCGGCGUGGUCGGGCUUAAGAUGCCGAGGUAUUGCCUCUUUGGUGAUACAGUUUGUACAGCAUCGCGAAUGGAGUCGACUGGAGAGCCGUCGAGAAUUCACGUCAGUCACGUGACCAAAGCAAUCCUGGAUUAUUUCGGCAGCUUCGAUCUGGUUUGCAGAGGGAAAGUUGAAAUGAAGGGAAAGGGAACAAUGCUAACUUAUUGGUUGGCAGGCGAAAAACCUUCUAUUUCCAAAGUACCCAGCUUGCCUCCUAUUGAGGAAGUUGCUCCUGAUAUCAAGGUGUUGAAACGAUCCACCAGUGAUUCAGAUCUUUACAAGUCGAAGGAAAUACAUGACGACGAACCAAGUGUUCCACUAUUAUACAGUCAUGAUUCUCCAGGUGUUUCCCAUGUUUGAAAGCAAAACCUAUAAUCACCCAAAAACCAGAUUAUUGAUGUUUGACCAUGAAAAACCUGCUAUAUGUGUGGAUAGCGUAAGAAAGCUAAUCCUUGUUGCCCAAACGUAAAUGGGGGCAACAACAUCCCUUAGUUCACCCUCAAACUGCUCUGGUCUUCGUUAUUCGUCGAUACCAGGGAGUAUAUGUUGAAAAUACCCCAUUUUUAACCUAUAUCAAGUGUUUUUGUGUAGAGUAAGAAGAAAUAGAAGAACUAACUAUAGAGGAACUCAAUUUAAUUUAUCCUGAAUUGAUUACUUAACUCAAUUUAUUACUGCUCAAUUUCUUUUUAUUUCUUCUUCUUCUUCUCUUUUCUACUCCAAUAAUUGAGUAGCCCAGCACACUCUAAAGAACUGGUUUUCUGGUAUAUUUGUUUUUUAUAUGAUCAUUGUGUUAUUAUGUCAAAGUCUGCACACAAUCUGUACUAUGUUCUUUCAAUUUGAAUAAAAUGUUUUGAUUCUGUAGAUAAAAUAAACAUUUACAGAAUCAAGUUAUUUUGUUCUAAGAAAAGAGGAGUAAUUUAUUUACCAAAUCUUACCGUUUAUUCAAUCUUGAAGAUGGUCUUUGAACACUUAUGUAAGUUCCUUUUCGUCUGUUUAUUGAUUUGUUUUUUAUUAUAAAUUUUAUGAUAUGUUGAUAAAUAUAAAACAUUUUAUUCAAAUGUGUAACUUGAAGGCUAAUAAAGAUAUACGACUAUAUUCAU
This is a messenger RNA of Harmonia axyridis, 4495 nucleotides long. Its product is annotated as atrial natriuretic peptide receptor 1-like. The transcript is spliced from 18 exons. The record is from RefSeq and is a predicted model, not a curated record. Lineage: Eukaryota; Metazoa; Arthropoda; Insecta; Coleoptera; Coccinellidae. Gene Ontology annotation, biological process: receptor guanylyl cyclase signaling pathway; cGMP biosynthetic process; intracellular signal transduction. The coding region runs from base 330 to 3755 and encodes 1141 amino acids. Gene Ontology annotation, cellular component: membrane. Gene Ontology annotation, molecular function: ATP binding; peptide receptor activity; guanylate cyclase activity.